This is a messenger RNA of Pseudoliparis swirei, 6969 nucleotides long. RefSeq names its product C-Jun-amino-terminal kinase-interacting protein 1-like. Gene Ontology annotation, molecular function: protein binding. The record is from RefSeq and is a predicted model, not a curated record. The transcript has 12 exons. Lineage: Eukaryota; Metazoa; Chordata; Actinopteri; Perciformes; Liparidae. Gene Ontology annotation, biological process: regulation of JNK cascade. Gene Ontology annotation, cellular component: cytoplasm. The coding region runs from base 12 to 2168 and encodes 718 amino acids.
GCUGCGCUGUCAUGGAUAAAUAUCGACCAAAGAGACCAACCAGCCUGGCUCUGUUCCCACAGCGGCCACAAGCUGGCACCCAGGACUGCAUCAACAACAACUCUUUUGGCAAGAAGGACAGCUGGAAGGACUCCUGCACCUCCUCCCCAAAUAUUACAGGGGAUCUCACGUCACCAGAUGUCCAACCAAAAGCAGAGGACAAAGUUCAGCGCACCACGCGCCGUCCAGCCCCAAAACCGCCCACGUCCAACGCGGCGAACAGCAGAGCCAACGCCGCUGCGUACGCCGUCGACACACGAGCCCGACUGCGGGAGAGGCAGGCGUCGGGCGCCACGCACACACAGUCCUCCAGCACACCGAGGACUCAAAAGAAAGCAGGAAGAGGAGGCCCAGCAAUGAGAGAGAGGAGCCUGGGAGACAUCCGAGGCAAGGAUGGAGUGACGGCGGGAAAGGAUGACAGAAGAGGAGGACGACUGUGUGAGCAGUCGAGGGGGAAGGAGAAAGAGAAAGAGAGAAAUAAUGGACAUCAGAAACCAAAGGAAACAAAUGGACUGAAAAGCAGAGGGGCUGAUGGGAAAGGAAAAGUAGGCCUUAAAGAGGUUAAGAAAAGAGGGGUGUUGAAGCCUAAUAACAACGUGUCCAACCAGGACUUUUAUCCUUCAGCCAUGGUGGUCCCACGCACGCCUGUAGCACCAAGAACUGAGGACAAGACCAAAGACCAAGGCCAAAACCAUGACAGGACCCAGGACAACCGCUCUGUCCUCUCCCAGUCCAGCAGCGAGGGGGGGUCGAACAGAAUGUCCCUCAGCUCGGACACAGAGGGCCCCCCAGCAGAGCCUCUGCCUCCUUCUCUAUCCUACCGAAUCGACCCUGACAUCAUCAGCGAAGAAGAGGGCGAGGGAGAUCCGACUCCCGGCGUGAAGGUCCAGAUUGGUGUCACCCUCUGCCUUAAAGAAAAAACUGAGAUGGACAGUACCAAGUCAGAGGUGGAAGCAAGGGGAGGAAAAGGUAACGCUGACACUCGGGGAGGUGGUGCGGCUGCUCGGAUCGUACCAAAGAGUGAAGCUAAGGCACAGCUGAACUAUGACUCUGUUAAACACACUCUGGUGGUCGGCGAGCACGCUCAGUUCGAGCUGCUCAGCCUCAAGGACUGCUUGCACAGUCACAAUGAGCACAAUGACGACAGUGACACGGAGACGGUCUAUCAGUCAGCCAAUGAGGAGGAGGACCCGGAGUAUGAGGAGGAAAGGAAGAGGAGAGAGGAUGCAAGGAAGCAAGACAGAAGGAAAGAGGAGGAAAAGAGAAGAAAGGAAGAACAUGAGACUAAGAUGAGGAGGGAAGAGGAUGUGAAGAGGAGGAGGAGGGAGGAAGAGGUGAAAAGGAGGAGGGACGUUGUGGCAAGGGUCUGCAAGCAGUCCAAGGUAACUUCAGAGGAAGACGAGUCAAGAAGGCUGGGAGCUUCCAGAGGUGCCGGGUCGUUUGGUGUGUUCUCCUGUGUUUUGGACGGAGUGGAGAGACAACAGAGCCACCGAGCCGUCUACAGGUUUGUCCCCCGUCAUGCAGAUGAGCUGUACCUGGAAACGGACGAUCCGGUGUUAAUGCUGAACCAGUCGGAGGACCUGUGGUGUCAGGGGUACAACAUGAGGACCGGGGCGACGGGCAUCUUCCCGGCCUUCUACGCCGUCAGAGUGGCGAAAGAUAGUAACCAAGUCCAAAAAGAUGGCUGGAUAAAAAAGUUCCUGGUGCAAUUCCUGGGUUCAGUUCAGGUCCCAAUUCACAAGGGCAACGACAUGCUUUGUGCUGCGAUGCAGAAGGUGGCGUGUAACAGGCGGUUGGCGGGGCAGCGCCCUUCAGCCUGUGUGCUGGAGGUCAGUAUAAAAGGAGUGAAGAUCAGUGUGCAAGACCAGUGUCACUCUGCACGGAGGGGGGACCAGUGUUUCCACUUCUUCCAGUUGAAGAACAUCUCGUUCUGUGGCUGUCAUCCAAAACACAGCAAGUAUUUUGGUAUCGUCACCAAACACCCUGACCAACAGCGCUUUGCCUGUCACGUGAUGAUGUCAGAGACCACAUUACAUCCCCUGGCCGAGUCUGUAGGGAGGGCAUUCCAGCAGUAUUACAAGGAGAACAUUGGCUACUCCUGUCCCACUGAAGACAUCUUCAUUGAGUAACACCCCCCCCCCCCCCAUCCACAAUAUGUAAUGAAUAACCAAUAAUGAAUAACCAUUAUGUGCAUGUAAGCUUGGUCUUACACAGCAAACUGGACCACUCCUUUGUCUUUGCAGUACUUGCAUGGUGGGUUUUGGUUUCUUACCUGAUACUGCAGGUUUCUUUUUACUUUAACCAUAUCACAAUUUAAAUACCUCACAUGAGAUCACAUGAGAUGUUCCAUAUAUUGAGAACAAAUGUGACAUACAACCCGACCUAAUUUCAAAUACAAAUAUGUGAUUCAUAUAUUGUACAUGUAGAUAUUGGAUGUAAAAGACAAUGGAGUUAAUUCAAUGACAGAAUAUUUAUGACAUCAAUGGGUGACCUCUCAACCAUUGGUGAAAUGUAUAAUAAUUUAACAGUGACAGCUUUGGUAAUUGAUUAAUCAUGUCAGUCAUAUAUGAAAAAAAAGUAAGUUAGCAUGUAUGAAAAAAAAGUUAGUUAGCAGCAAUGCUAGCAGCUCAGUGAGGUAGCAGUGCUUUACGCUACUGUAAAUGCUCAUUUCAGUCAUUACAAUGGAUGUGAAUGUCUGUAAAAUACUUCAUAUAUAUACAUAUAUAUAUAUAUAUAUUAAGAUAUUUUAGUCUGGAAAAAAACGUUUGGACUUACUGACAUCUGGAAGAACUCACCUGUGGCUAAUUAUUUGCUGCUUUUCUCUGACAUGUAAUGGAUAUUGAAUGUGUGUGUGUGUGUGUGUAUUUAUGGACUGUUGGUCAGACAAGAUAAAACAUUAUAAAACAUCAUUAUGAGCUCUGGGAACUUCUAAUGAACCAAAUUGUGUUGACAUUUCACUGAUUAAUCAAACAAAUAACACACUAAUCAAUUUAAAAAAAAGGUUCUUUACAACAAUAUCUAAAUAUUUGAUCUGUCGUCACAUUUGAUGUCUUGUGAAAAGGGUCCUCUAUGUGUAAGCUUGAGUUGUAGUUUGUGUACAUAUGACAAACAUCGUCAACAAACAUCAUUCAUAACCCAGUUUGUGCUCAUUUUGACGAUCACGUGGUUAAAUAUUAAGCACUCGGAAAUUGGGAAUUUCGAUGAAAAGGUACAUUUAGUUAGUCGUCACUUUCUGCAACUAAGUUAUGUAUUCAUAUAGGUGGAAGGGAAAGUAUCUAAAUGUAGAAAGUUGUUUAAGAUGUGUAUGUAAUAUACAUAUAUAUCUGUUUUAGCUAUCUAAAGUUAACAUUCAUCCUCUUGACCAAAAUUAAUUUCUAACAAUGAGUAUGCAUGGAUCAGCCAUGUGAGUGAGCAUUGUGUUCACUUGAAUUUAAAAAAUCAGUUUCAGAUAUUUUGAUGUGAAUUGCAGCUUUAAUCCAGUCUCAAAUGAUGUUGAGUCCGUUCCAGAGAAGCCUUUCGAUGGACAGAUGUUGCUGCACACACCGGCCUGGACUCAAACCCGGGUUCAGUUGCUGGAAGGCAGCUAAAUUGACCACUAAGAAGACUGCAUGUUUAUGAAAAGAGGGGAGCAGAUUAUCUUCCUACAAUAAUUUGAACCAACGUACAGAAAACAAAUGUUCAUGCUUGUUUCUCAGCACCAAUGAGGACCGACUAAUGCUGCGUUCACAACAAAAGCGUUGCAAAUAUUCUCAACGCUUUACUCGCCUGAGUUUACUGGCUUGGCUAUUUGUGGCUUUUCGCGUCAUUCGCGCCUUAGAGGGGGCGUGGCUUAUCUCCGUGGAAACAGUUAUCAUUUCCUCUGUCCACCACGGAAGAACUAACCACUAGUUCUGCUAUAUACUUUUUGAAGACAUCCCACAAACAUCUGAACAUCUGACGCCCUCGUGUUUGGGUUCAUGACAUUAAUAUAUAUAUAUAUUUAUAUAUUUAUACAGGACAUCACCCGUAGGCUCACACAGCUCGGUGACUUUCGCCUCUACGUCUGAAUGACCUCCGCUUCCAGCUCCAUUAGAGCAGCAGUUGGAUUCACCAACGGCGGAGCGUCUCAACGCUGAUCAAGUUCUUUCGUAACUCGGCGUCGGGCGAAUUCGUCGCCAAAGUUUAAAUAUUUCAACUUGAGGCGAAAGAGGCGAAUUUUUCCGCGUCAAACGCAUCCAUUCGCGUCCGUACGUUGACUUUGCGUCCGGAUCUACUCGCGCGAAAAAUUCCCAACGCUUUUGGUGUGAACACAGCGUAAAGUUAAAAAAUAUAUAUUUAAGAAUGAUUCUGUAUCUUAUCACUCUUUGACUUGACAAUCUAUUCCAGAAGACAUUUGGAGAUGCUUUUAAGGUACGCUGCAGGGUUUCUCUGGUUAAGCGACGAAAUGUCCUUUUACUCUUUGUAUAAUAACAAAGGCCCAAAUGACGGCGUGCAAUGUUUGUAUGUGUGCUAAAGAACUGACUGGUGAGGAAGUGGAUCCCUGUGCAGGCAUGUCCAUAUUGUCCAUAUUGUCCAUAUUGCUUUCAUAUCAGACUUAUUGCACCUGCUCAAAUCUAUAGGAUCAAAUUGUGCUCGACUCGGCAUGAAAACAGUUAUUUCUCAUCUGACAUUGAAUUUUCGCUUAUAUAUGGAGAGGGAAAUACUGAACCUGGCUUUUUAAAGAUUUGUUUUCACAAUUCCAUAGUCCGACUUGGUUUUCUCAGCAAGGGGAGUUCAUUUGAAUGCAGUUCCACCUUGUUGAGUAGCUCCGGGCUUAAAGCUGCACCAAUCAACAUGUUGGAUCAAAUGACGUUGUGCAAUGUAGAAAGAGACCCUCACAGGUUUGUUUACCCACAAUGCAGUAACGCUCAGAUCUAUGGAGACGUUUUGCUUUCAGCAUGCAAACUAUGCUCUACCAAAUAUGGUGUCGCAUGUUACUGGAGGCCUGACGAGACCCACCGCGAGUAACACACCAUUUUUUAGUGUUAAAAAAAGAUUGUGUUUAUUAUGUAGUUCAUUUCCUAUUGUAAAAAAACAGUAUACCUUUUUUUUAAAUAAGAGCAACAGCUAAAAGGCCCUGAUGAAGCCACAGCAGUACACUGAACAGUUGCUGGUGAACACAGUGGAUCAUGUAGCAGCUCUAAUGAGCUGAUGAAGACCAAAAUACUGAUAUACAUUUGCUCAUUGUCUGGCAGAUAUAUAACGAGACAAAGAUGUGCAAACAUGCUAGACAAUACAGCUUUUUAAGAUAUGGCGAAGUUGUGUUUUCAGCCUGAAAAUCAAUUAAAGCAGCUCUCCAUAAAUUGUGAACAUUUUGACUGGAAUUUCCAGCGAAUCAGAAAACAUCUUCACGAGCAGUUGAACAAUUUGGUCAGCAGAUUUGAGUCGGUUAAAGUCAAUGAAAAUGAAGUCUGAAAUGUUUUUGUCUUCGAAAAAAUAGUGCCUUUUUUUUUCUUCUGGUGUCGUGAUGACUGUUGAAAUGUUGAUUUGUGAUGUCUCUUAUCAUAGGAUUGAGAUGUAUACAGUCUAAUCCAGAUGAGUGUUUCUUAUCAUAGGAUUGAGAUGUAUACAGUCUAAUCCAGAUGAGUAUAGUCUUGUAGCUGGAUGAUAUGCCUCCCAAGAUGGCUGCCAUGGAAUAGCGGACAUCUUUGUGGAGAAGUUUUUCUCCAAUGAUCUUGCUACUUUUGUAGCAUAGGGAGGUUAGAAAAUCUGUACAAUGCAUGCAGCUUCUUUCUGAAAAUAAAAUAAAUGAAAUAAAAUAAAAUAAAAUAAAUAAAUAAAUAAAAUAAGAUAAAUAAAAUUUAUUUUAUUUAUUGUAUUAAUAAUUAAAUCAAACCUUUACACAGGACACACAUUUUUAUAGAAAUACCAUUAUACCAGAUUGUCUAUUUAAAUGAAUCGUGUGUGUGUUUUGAAGGUACUAAUCCAGUGUAUUACACUGUAGAUGGCGGUCAGCACAUCCCCAGUUUGGAGAAACAGACAGGAGCACUAACACGAGAACAAAGCAAUAGCACCCUAAGAAAGGCCCACCUCAGAGAAAAUAUAUAUACAUUAAAGUAUACAUAUUAUUUAGAGUAUUUUCACUGCUUUAUCUUGCCGUCUUCUAGGAACGAAGCUGUUUAGCUGUAUGGAUUAGUACCUAAACCCACCUAAAAAUGGCCAAACCAUCAUUCAUUUCAGUUUGGUAUACAAUAUUUCAAUCAUGCAAUAGAAAUGUGCCAACGGACUAUAAAAUGUCACAAUUCAAACAUUCAGUUGUCGGAUUUUCCUACCGGAGCAAACUAAGUGAAUGAAAAAUAAAUGGCACACCUGGACGAAAGACAAACUACUCCAAAGUAUUCAUGUAGUGUACCAUCCACCACAUGUUCAUUUCCAUGCAGCCAUCCAAGGUGCACCACAGGAAGUUGUUCUGACCCAUCAGAAAGUUUCCUUUUCCUUGUAUUCCACUAUUGUAACAUCUGCUGUACAUGACUCAUCAAUACGGAAAUAUCCUGUAUGUAUGUAUGUUUUAUAAGAGUUAUCAUUCUAUGCUGUUGGUUUGGCCGAACCCUGGGUGUGACACCGCAUGAUAUCGAUGUUGUAAAAGGAAGAGGCACCGAAGACGCACAGACAGGUGAUAAUGGUGGUUGUUAUUAUUCUUGUCAAUAAAUCACAUUUACAACUGCACCUAGAAUACUUUGCCAGGUAUUUGUUGGAGGGUUAAACUUCAGCUACUGCCAAUGUAGAGAUUCAAAGAUUUAAUUUGGGAAUUACUGGGAACUAUUAAUCAGUGGUUUGAAGUUAAUAUAUUAUAUAACAAUAUCAUAUUUUGAAUAUUAAUAUGGAGGGCCCGAGUUCCUUACUGCUGGAUUUAUGUUUGAAAGGCAUGGCUGCUCGCUCGGUUUGUAAAUAAAUAAAAAAACAUGAUGGAGA